Messenger RNA from Notodromas monacha, 6570 nucleotides. The record is from the annotation of a GenBank genome assembly. Lineage: Eukaryota; Metazoa; Arthropoda; Ostracoda; Podocopida; Cyprididae.
UGUGUGUUUCAUUCAUUGCAGUCUAUUGUUGGUUUCGCCAUUAUGCCUGGCUUCAUAAUGGAACGGUCAAAGAUUUCUCGCACUCGAUGGGAAGUCUUGAAGAUCCACAUCAUGAAACAACGCGAGAAGCAAAAGCAAGAGCAAGAGGCCGAUGCGGAGGAAGAACGUCGCAGGAAGGAGCGUGAGAUACAGCGCAAGGAAUCUGCCAUGUCUUUGGAAGAAACAAAAGACGAACUUCUGCGCCAAGAAUCGCGGCUUGCCGAAUUGAAGGAAGAAAAGCAUCAGUUAUUUCUGCAGUUGAAGAAAGUGUUGAACGAGGAAGUGACUCAAAGACGCCUUCAGUCGGAAAAGGAACAAAGCAGGGACAUUCCUCUGGGCCAACCCACGUACCUCGGAACUGGCGAACUUCAACUGACGUCUGUUUCCGCCGCCGGGCAAAUUCCCACGCAAUUCAUGCAUCAAAUCCCACACAACGUUUACAAAGUGGAAAAUUUGUCGCAGUCGGGCCACUCUGCCAUGCUUCCAAUUCAGCACGUGAACUCGCUGAAACGCCCAGCCCCGUCUCCAUCUCCACCAGCUCCGUCGCCGUCCGCCCCCGCGCCUCAUCAACAACCGCAAAACCUGUUGAGUUUAGGUCCUCCUCAUGCAAUGGUGAACCCGGGUUAUGUGUCCCAACCCAUAGUGAAGGCACCCGCUCGAGUUUCAGCUCCUUUGCCAAAGCAGAGUAUCCCACCGGCACCCGUCCAGCACCAGCCCUACAACUAUAAACCAGCUGCGCCGAUUUCCAUUUAUGGCGCACCAAGAUCGAUUGAGACAGCAGGCAGAUCGGCGUUCGUGCCAUCGACGAGUUCAUACUACCACCCUGCUCAGCAGGCGCCACCGCACAUUUCGUCGGCAUCUUCGGCAUCUUCUGCGGCUGUUGUGGUCCCAUCUGGCCCACCAGUGUCGUCGGUGUCGGGCGUCGCGCCACGAAGCAAUGCGGUAUCCGGAAUUUCGCACGGCGGCGCGAUAUACUCGUACCCAAUGCAGAUGCAGCACUUGGCCUCACCCAAGCCCGCCUACAACAUCCGACCGUCGACUGCAGUGUCGUCGUCUUCUUCCUUUCAGCCGCCUCAGCAACCGAUGGCUGCUAGACCAGUGUACGCGGGACAAGCACCAACGGCAAGAAUACAUUUCCCUCCGACGCAGCCAACGUCCACCAGGAUGCCUUCAUCGUCGUCGCAACAGCAGCCGAAUUUCCCGGAUUGGCCGUGGACCUACAACAAUCAGUUGAACGGAGUCGCCAUGAUGAUGUCCCAGUAUAAUGCCUACUGUCAGCAACAACGACACCAGAUGUCGUCGACGGCGACGGCGACAUCACCGGCGACGGCGAGUGUGUUGAUGUCGAGAACGAGAGGAGCUGGCGGGAGGCUGUGCUCGUGUGCUAUGACGGACUGUGGGUGUCGUGACGAGCAGGACUCGGAGGCAGAGGCUUUGGAGGCUAUAUAUGGAGAAGACUACGAGGACUGUCGACGGUCAGACGUGUGGAACGUCUGGCGUCCGUUGGAUGUGCGGCUCCGACUGCGGCCGUUGGUCGGCGACGGACUCGGCCAUCAGCAGCACGUUGGGGCGACGUUGCGAGUCCGCUGCGGCGUCAAAUAUCCUGGCGAGUCCCCUCAAGUAUCGAUAGAGGAUUCAAAGGGACUAUCGAAUCAGAAAGUGGACGAAUUAUUAUGUUCGUUGAUCGAUGCUGUGACGAAGCUCAAGGGCAAAGUGAUGAUAUACGACCUCGCCCAGGUUGUGAUGGAAUUUCUGGCAGAAAACAACAAAGCUCCGUCGGGUUCGUUCUACGAUGCCAUGAUGGCCCAGAAGGCGAAGGAAGAAGAAGCGAGGACCAAGUGUGAACAGGACCGGGAGAAACAGUCGAAGGAAAUUGAGGUUGGUGUUUGUUUGACUCUGGAAGAACAAGCCCGGAAAGAAGAGGCGUUGCGACGUAGUUCUCUGGUGAAUCGGGAAGAAAUUGCAGCUGUGGAAAGUCCAGCAAACGGUUGGCUUCGAGAAAAGACUACAGGUACGACUACUGUCAAUACUCUGACGUUCGGCUGGACCCGGCCCAAGGAAAAGCAGCGGCGAGACGGUCGUGACUGUGAUGACGAGGCGCAUCGCGGAACAACCACCGUCGAGUUGACAAAGGCCAAGCGACGGUUCCGACGGUCCCAUUGCAUCUCGCACGACGACGACGCCGUCCUCGACGGUGACACCACCAUUCACCCGCGUCGAUACCGAGUGUCGCACUUUAUCGCCAUUGACGAGGACACUGGGGAUCCCGCGUAUGUGACGCAAUGGGACUUGUCGUGCGGGAAGUCGAUGUUGAUGGACGACGAGUCGCAGGCGAUGAAGGAAUUGCACCGACUGAUGGGAGGUUUUGAGAAUGACGUGGUGCAGGCGACGCGGAUUCGCGACGCAAUUCGUCUUGUGCCAUUCCUCGGCACUGACGUGUGUCUCGUCAGUACGUCGUCGGCUACGAAAGCUUUGCGGAUCUCAACAAUUGAGGGCCUGGUGCCUGGAACCACGGCGGCGUGGCACAUAUCGCAGCACUGGCCCGCCGACUACGCCCAACUCCGCCAAUACGCCGUCGGCGUCCUGGAAGCCCUGGCCUACUUGCACGAGAACAACGUGGUGCAUCGAAACCUGCGCGACACGCACAUCCACGUGGACCGUCGUGGCCAGGUGCGUCUCAGCGGCUUUGUAGUGACGCACCGCGUGCACGAGCUGCUGGAAGAAUGCGUCGCCGCCUUGACGAAGCCGAUGCUGGACGCGGAUGUUCAUCGCGUCGGAGUGGUUCUCUUGUCGCUGAGAAUGGGUCGCAUCGUUUCGGCCACUUUUCCGGCGUUUCCAGAGGACCUCAACCCCGAUUUCCGUCAUUUCCUCGACAUGUGCAUGAAGAAGGACGAGAAGAGUAGGUGGACUGCUUCGGAGCUGCUGGAACACCCAUUUCUCAAGUCACCGUCUGCGUUGCCGUCGCUCGUGUCACUUGUCAGCAGAGCAGGAGAUUCAGUUUUGAAGCCGGAGCGAGACGAUAAAGACGUUCAAAAGGGCGUCUCUGGUGCGUUGCCCGUCGGAGGGGCGACGGAUCCCCGACUUCAAAAUGAUUUCCAAGUCCUUGGCGGCAUCGGAUCCGGCGGCUUUGGUCAGGUCAUCAAAGCGAGGAAUAAAAUCGACGGGAACCUGUAUGCCAUCAAGAUCAUAAAGCUGAACACGAAGAGCAAACACCUGAACCGGAAAGUGAGGAAAGAAGUGGAGCUGUUGUCUAAACUCAACCACGAGAAUGUCGUGAGGUACUACAAUUCAUGGAUCGAAGAGACGUACGUGGAACGAAAGCCUCGUUCGCGAGAGGAGAUCCAGACCGACGAAGAAACAUCAGCUUCCAGCUUAGCAUCGUCUUCUACCAAAUCAAAGUAUCCAAGUUUCAUUCUGCCUAUUUUCUUCUCUGAGAUAGUCGAGAAGGACGAGGACUCAUCCACUUCGGACGGCGGAGUCGUGUUCGAGGCCGAAGACGCCAACCACAACAACAACAACGAGAAGAACCACAAGGAAAACGGCAAAGAAGACUGUGUCAAUGGGACCUGGAAGAAACCACGAGGACCAGGUCCUUGCUUGGAGCAAUACCUGUACAUCCAGAUGGAAUUCUGCGACAAAAACACGCUCAGACACGCGAUCGAUGGUGGACUGUACUUGGACAUGCAGCGAGUUUGGCGGCUGUUUCGACAAGUUGUACUCGGUCUGGACCACAUCCAUCAACAAGGGAUGAUCCACAGGGAUCUGAAGCCCAUCAACGUGUUUCUCGAUCACCGUGAUAAUGUCAAGAUUGGUGACUUUGGCCUUGCCACUGUCAAUGCUGUCGCCGAAUCAGGUGCAGAAUUGCCACCCCGUCUGGCUCAAGUCGUGACGCCCAAUCCCGAGGGAUCCAGCGAGAACGGUAGCAAUAACAAUGACAUGACCAUGCACAUCGGCACCCACUUUUACGUGGCGCCGGAAGUGGCCGGCGGAGUCGGUCGUCGCGCGGGAGGUUCCGGUUAUGACCAGAAAGUGGACAUCUAUAGCCUCGGGAUCAUGUUUUUCGAGAUGUGUUCCCCGCCGCCGACGACGCAAGCGGAGAGGGCCAAGAUCCUCACGGACCUUCGCAACGAACGCAUUAUUUUGCCGGAUUGGUUCCAGUUUCCGAGUGUCGUGUCGCCGUCGCCAAUAGUUCUCAUUCGGAGGCUACUGAGCCAUUGUCCAAGUGAGCGGCCGUCUUCGAGCGAGCUGUUGAAGUCGAACCUUUUGCCACCGCCGCAGGUGGAAGAAGCGAGACUCAGAGAAAUGGUUGCAAGUGCUCUCAACGAUCCAACGUCGACUGCUUUCAAGGAUAUUGUCACACUUUGCUUCCAUCAGGAAAUGAACACUACUGCGAGGACCACGGCCGUGACGUUCGAGCUGGAGGACGCGACGAUGAGGCGACGCGGAAGCUCGACAGCGUCAGCAACAACGACGGCCUUGUCGUCGAGUGCCGUGAUGCAACAGGAACUCGCUGUUCGCGACUGGAUCCGCGACGUCCUCGUGAGCACGUUUCGUCUGCACGGGGCGUCGUCGUUGGGCGCCAUGCUCUUGGCGCCGCGCAUGGACUCGACGACGACGACGACGACGACGACGACGGCGGCGGCGACGUCCUCGUCUUCCUCGGUCGUGACCAUGAUGGACCGGGCCGGCGUCCUUGUCGAGUUGCCGCACGACUUGCGGACGCCGUUUGUACGCCACGUUGUGCGCCACGACAUGACGCGGCUGAAGCGCUACGUGCUGGGCAAGGUGUAUCGCAAGCAGAAGGUGUUUGGGGUGCAUCCCAGGGAGCUGGAAGAGUGUGACUUUGACAUCGUGUCUCCGCCGGGCCCUGAGCGCGCUGCACCGCGACCCGCUGGAGUCGCCCUCGCCGAGACGACGUUGGUGGAGGCGUUGACGAAUAUUGGGCUGAGUGACUCGACGGCCGAGAGCGUGUGCAACAUGCUCAGACCCGUGGAGCCCCAUCGACUCGACGUCCUGCUCAAGUCAUUCGGAAAUAACAAGGACGCCCUCAAGCUGGCCAAACUGGCCCUUUCCAGCAUUAAAACCGUCGUUUCUUAUGCCGAGGCCAUGGGAGUGAAAUUUCCUGUGACGGUGAUGCCGUCGAUGUUGCAACGGCGACAGGACUUUUCCGGCGUCAUGUUCCAGUUUUUGUGUCAGUCGUGGCCCGGGUCUGGAAAGGGGCCCAAGGCCAAGGCAGCAGCCGGGCAGCCAGCCUGGAGCAUCGUGGCGGCUGGUGGACGUUACACUGCGCUCAUUCACCGAAUGAGAUUGGCGUUUGAGCCGCUCAAGGGACCCAUUGUGGAGCCCGUCCCGGAUGGCGUUGGCGUCAGUAUUUCAGUGGACAAGUUGUUGUCGAUGGCUGGACCGCUUCCGGCACUGGCGCCGCGCGUGGCGCCCGCUGGUGUGGACGCCGUGAUCUGCGCGGUUGGAGGUAGCAGCAUCAGCAGCAGUAGUGGUAGUCAGCCGAACCGAUCCUCGGACGACGACGGCCUGCCGCGGAAAAUGCUCGAGGUUGCCUGUGGGCUCUGGGCCCAAGGGACCCGCGUGGACAUUCAUUACGACGUGACUAAAGAUUUGGAAGCGCUGCAACAGGCGUGUUUGGAACGUGGCGUCCCUUGUCUGUUGGUUCUCAAGAGAAACGAGGAGCCUGCUCUUCGCGUGAACAACGGCCGCAAGUACGUUGAGAAACGUGUCCAAGAGCCCAAAUCAAUCUACGACGCAGUCAACGAAGCCUUGUACAGCUGGAAUCAAAUGAGUGGAGGCGCCUCAGGAGUGGGAGGCGGCGGCGGAGGCGGAGGAGGAGGAACAAGCGGUGGUCCUUCAACUGCCGGCGGUGGAGACUCGUCAUAUCCGUACGCUGUGGCGUCGUCCUCUUUUCCGAGCUCAGUGUCUAUAGGACCUGGGAUUUCAGCGGGAGGAGGAGGAGGAGUGAGUGGUAUCACGAGCGGUAACGUGGGCACCAGCGAAGGGACCAGCUUUGGCUCCAAGGGCCGGUCUGAAAGCAUGUCCCGCGUCGGAGACGGUGGGAAUAAUCCGUCCUUGUCUGAAAGGAGCCACGCCGGCUCAAACCUCUCGAUUCACUUCAUCUUUGGCGACAAGAAGCCGAAGACCUUUGUGAAGAAGGUGGCUGAAAAUCAUAUUUCGGCGAAAAUUGCAUCUGUGCUGGAGAAGCUGAAUCCGCGGAUAAAGAACGUGCACUGCUUGGGCCUGGACCGGACGAGAGUCUGUGGUAUCACGAGCGGUAACGUGGGCACCAGCGAAGGGACCAGCUUUGGCUCCAAGGGCCGGUCUGAAAGCAUGUCCCGCGUCGGAGACGGUGGGAAUAAUCCGUCCUUGUCUGAAAGGAGCCACGCUGGCUCAAACCUCUCGAUUCACUUCAUCUUUGGCGACAAGAAGCCGAAGACCUUUGUGAAGAAGGUGGCUGAAAAUCAUGUGCGUGAGGAGGAGAAGAAGAAGAAAACGAACACACUUUUUCCCAUGAGUUUCUUCUAG